AUGUCUCCCCAGUCUUCAGCCCCGGUACAGAGAACGGCGCCUAUCGCCAUUGCUCCUAAACCACCUCGGCCUGAACCUUCUCCUUAUCGUCAGGACAGUUUUCACAGGCUUGAGAUGGGUCACGGAGUUGCCAGCUCUGCACCCGUUGAGGGUUCAUCCUUCAACGCCUCCUCCAUCCCACCCUGUCUGUCAUGCCGAUACUCACGCGUCAACUGCAUCCUUAACGAUGAUGACGACGGAUGCAUUCAGUGCCAAGCUGCUGGCUCCGAAUGUUCCCUUUCUUCUAGUCCACAGUCCCGAAAAAGGAAGCUUCAUGGCGAAGCUAGCGACGAUAUCAUCGGGAAGAGAAGUUCACCGGGUCUUACAUCUAGGAGACGAAACCAUAAUUCCAGCCUCUCAAGCACCGCCGCUAGCAGUUCAUUCCUAGAGGAGAUGGCCAAUGUUGGCGGCCCUACCAUGCUGAAACGUACGCUGGGCCUCCAAGAUGAUCGCUACAGCCAAUAUAUUGGUCCUACCACCGACUUUGAACCCUCUCUUAUUAACCUUUCUUCCUUUGAUCCCCAUGACGAGAGUCUCUUAUCUAGAGGCACCCUCCGCAAAGUCAGCGAGCACGACACUUUCUUGAUGUUGCCUGACUCUAGCACUCCAGGACACGAGCAUGUGACGCAAGACGCCGAUCAUGUCGAGUCCAUCGUGGCGCCUCAUGGAAGACGUCUUAUCGAUCUCUACUUCCGAGUAGUCCAUCCGGGAUUCCCCAUUAUCCAAAAACAUGUCUUCAUGGAAAAAUAUGAACGAUCUUACCGGGAGUUUUCGCCACCGCUGCUAGCAGCUGUGUAUAUUCUGGCCAUCAACUGGUGGGACGAAAGCGAAGAGUUGGCUGGAAAGCCACGACCCAACGUUAAAGAACUUGAAAGCCUCAUCCGAGCCACUCUUGAUGAAGCAACCUUCCGGCCGAAACUUUCUACGAUCCAAGCUGGUCUGUUGCUUUCCCAGCGGCCCGAGGGCGAUCAAUGGGCCCCCACUGCCCAGCUAGUAGCACUUGGUCAUGAGUUGGGACUGCACCUGGAUUGUACGCAUUGGAAGAUACCGCCGUGGGAAAAGGGUCUGAGAAAACGAUUAGCAUGGGCUCUUUACAUGCAGGAUAAAUGGGGCGCUCUUGUCCAUGGCAGACCAUCGCACAUCUUUGCUACUAAUUGGGGUGUUCAACCUCUGACCGCAAACGAUUUUCCAGAUGUCGAAUGGGAUGAGAAUGACCCGGAAGAGAAACUCGAUAUCGAGAAGGGACGGGUGCUGUUCACUCGUGUGGUGCAGCUCUCGGAGAUUCUCUCAGAAAUCCUCGACACAUUUUAUACCCUUCAAGCUAUGAAUACAGUCGCCAACGCUGGCAAGCAGGGAACGCAACUAGUUUUAUCGCUCGCGAAGCCGAUCCAGCUUAAACUGAAGGAGUGGUACGGAGGGCUACCGCAACUGAUCCGUCUAGACUCUUCGUACUCUUCUCUCAAUCCCUCUUCCAACAGGUUGUCCAGUAUCGGAUAUCUCCACCUGGCAUAUUUUGCGGCCGAAAUCACCCUUCAUCGACGAAUUAUUCGGUCAUUGGCCUCGCCAUCCAGUUCCGUCGACUCUUACGUACAGCACAUAUGUCGCAGCGCCGCUAAGGCACGUCUCAUUUCCGCCAUGGAUUUCGUCAACCGACUUGGGCCAAACCAUUUACGCUCAUUUUGGUACUUUGCUUCCAAGACUAACUUUGCAUUGAUUGGAACCUUUGGCUCUCUACUUUGGGCGACAUCACCCGGACGUGAGGAAGCUGACUGGUAUCGACGACGACUUGGAGAGUAUCGAUGGACUCUCUCGGUGAGCUCCAAACCUGGCGAAGGUACAGGCUUGACUGAGUUUGCCAUGACGAUGCUGGAUAUCUCGACUGGUUUGCUCAAGCAGCUGCCCGAAAAACCUUCGAUGAGUCGAAACGGAAGCCAUGUAGAUCUAUCGGUCUCUGCACCGCCUAUUUUCAGCGGCGGUAUCUUGGACAGCUUGGGCAGCAGACCCAGUGCAGCAGAAAUGAGUGCUAUGCGUAGCCCGCGCACCGAUGACGAAGAAGACGAGGAAGAGAUGGACAGUAGCGACGACGACAUGAUGGAAGAUUAUCCAACACGGAUGUAA
Messenger RNA from Fusarium coffeatum, 2157 nucleotides. RefSeq lists its product as uncharacterized. Bases 1 to 2157 code for a protein of 718 amino acids. The record is from RefSeq and is a predicted model, not a curated record. The transcript has 2 exons. Gene Ontology annotation, biological process: DNA-templated transcription. Gene Ontology annotation, molecular function: DNA binding; DNA-binding transcription factor activity, RNA polymerase II-specific; zinc ion binding. Gene Ontology annotation, cellular component: nucleus. Lineage: Eukaryota; Fungi; Ascomycota; Sordariomycetes; Hypocreales; Nectriaceae.